CCUCAAACUGUCCCUCGCCGAGUCUCGGCCAAACCCACCCUACCCCUUCCCAAACAACCACGACACCUAUCGACCCAACAUGGGCAUCAUUAAAAAGGUGACGCUCUGCACGUUCGGGCUUGGCACUGGUGCUCUGGGCUAUCUCGGCGCCUCAACGAGCAUCGUCAGCCCCAUCCCCGAGGACGACCCCCUGUGGCGCUCAAAAAGUUACGCCAAGUACAACUCGCACCGAAACCCGUCGACCCAGGAUGUCUGCCUUAAGAGAAUUCCUUUGACCAAAAUCAAACCGGAACUGCUCCAACAUGAUGGUGAUCUUGCGCUUGAAUUCUGCCGAGGAGUCUGGGGUGGCUUGGGUUACCGGUUCCAGCGGGCGUAUUUCGCUCGCAAGUACCACGGCCCCGCGACCGCUGCUCAGCUCUGGACGGUUGAUCAGCUGGCCCGGUCCGCGUAUGAGCCAGGCACGCAACUCACGGACCAUUUCGAGGUCGUUGAGAAGACUCCUUCUGAGGUAGUUGUCCGCUGCGGGGAUUCUCCCAGGAACCCGAGCCCCCGCGACUCGGAUGGCUUGUUCGUUAUCGGCGCGGCCGUCGACCGGGAGCGCGGCGAGGUCGUGCUCAAGCUCAAGAGUUGCUUCUUCAGGAGCAGCAGCAAGGUCGAGGGCAUUCAGGGGCCCAUGCCGGGCUGGAUGGAGAUGCUGCACAGAUGGUAUUCGCGGAUUUGGAUGGAGACGGGCUCGUGGAAAGUGACACGCUAGUGUAUACGUACGACACAGCCUGUGCCAGCGAUUUCCUUUCCCCCUGGCGGCCCUGUGUGCCUCAGCCAUUCAUGGCCUCACACGAACGCGAAUGCAUUGGUGCGAGAGAGACACGUGCCGUUCCACAGCUCAGUUCACCCCGAACCUACCCAAGUUCUCAUUCGUUGUGUCAUGAAGGUUCGGGAAUUCAUGCGGGGGAAUGCGGGGACACACCCCCCAAGACAGGGCCACAAA
This is a messenger RNA of Chaetomium fimeti, 988 nucleotides long. RefSeq lists its product as uncharacterized. The coding region runs from base 80 to 754 and encodes 224 amino acids. The record is from RefSeq and is a predicted model, not a curated record. Lineage: Eukaryota; Fungi; Ascomycota; Sordariomycetes; Sordariales; Chaetomiaceae. The transcript has 2 exons.